This is a messenger RNA of Fusarium mangiferae, 1260 nucleotides long. RefSeq lists its product as uncharacterized. NCBI's taxonomy places the organism in Eukaryota, Fungi, Ascomycota, Sordariomycetes, Hypocreales, Nectriaceae. Gene Ontology annotation, molecular function: FAD binding. The transcript has 3 exons. The coding region runs from base 1 to 1260 and encodes 419 amino acids. Gene Ontology annotation, biological process: secondary metabolite biosynthetic process. The record is from RefSeq and is a predicted model, not a curated record.
AUGUCGACUUCGAAACAUUUAGGGGAGGGCAUCAAGGUCGCUAUUGUUGGAGGUGGCCCUGCUGGUCUUGCAGCUGCCAUUGAGUUUGCCAGGCUACCCUUUAUUGACUGGCAUCUUUACGAGCAGAAACCAGCCAUUAGUGAGAUUGGAACUGGCAUUACCUUACAACGCAGCACCUGGGUCCUAUUGGAGAAGCUCGGAGCUUCCAAACACCUUCGGCCGAACGAUUUCUUCAGGCCCUCGGAUGGUCAUGAUUACCAGUACAGGGACGGAAUAUCUGGCGUGGUUGUGAAGCAGACCUAUCCACCAGCACAUGUUGCUCCUCAUCAGGCUCCCUGCCGAAUUCACAGAGGUAAAUUGCAGAGAGCGUUACUCAAGGAGACAGAUUCAUCUCGUAUUCGGCCGGGCAUGAAAUUGGUCAAUGUCGAGCUAUUGCCUUGUGGCAAGCUUCGCCUAAUAUUCGACGACGGCUUCACUGACGAUGUUGACCUCCUAGUUGGUGCCGAUGGUAUUCGAUCUGUCAUCAGAAAAUUUGCCUAUCCGGAUCAUUCCGUCCACUACACAGGCAUGACCGCUUAUAGAGCAGUAGUCAAAGUCUCGGACGUCGAGCAGAUAAACGGCAUGCCGAGAGCUUCGGUAUUCUGGUAUGGAUCUGAGGGCAAGUGGAUCUAUACAGCUCCGCUAGAUGAUGAAGAUUGGGAAAUCACCUGCAGAAUCAGGGAGGCUGACGACGGCGACCGAUCGAGCUGGGGCAAAGAAGUUAGUGUGGCCAAGUUCAUCGAAGGAUUCCAAGAGUGUUGCGAGCCAGUUCAGAAACUGCUCUCGCUCGUCACCCAAAUCAAACGGUUUGACUACUUUGGCGGGACAAGACUGCACUCAAUCGUCAAUCACAAUUCUGUCGCUCUCAUCGGAGACGCGUCGCAUCCCUUGUCUGGUGCUUUUGGUGCUGGCGCCGCUUUUGCUCUCGAAGACGCACGCACACUGGCAGGGGCGCUAAGCUGGGCUGCUUCUUCAGCCAAAGGUUUGAAAGAUGCAUUAGACCUUUUUGACAGCGUGAGGUCACCCUAUUAUUGUGCUCUUUACCAGACCAUAGACGACAUCGCUUCUUCCCACGAGAAGGCCUUUCAUAAGGCUGCAUCCGUGGAAGAAGAGAUCGUUGGUCGGAUCGAGAAUGUCUCAAAGCCUGAGCGCAACUGGAUGUAUUAUCACGAUGUAAGCCCAAAGCCCACUCCAUUGUUGGCAUACUCUAAUCGGCCGUGA